AUCAGACUUCUAAGAUCCGCGCCGUAUACUCUGUGUAUUGUAGGGAUUGUGAGCGUAUUCUAGGAUCUGAUUUUAAUUAGAUUGAACGAACCCCAUAGAUAUAAUGGUGUGUUGGACCAAGACCAUAAAUGGAAGAACAGUGUGCAAUACUGUAAACAAACGAACAAACGUGGUGUCCACCAAAAAUCUGACCAGGUAAAUUAGGCAAAAUAAACGAUUCAGUCGGGCGGGCGAUGACAUAUAUUGAGGACAUGUGACCUUGCUGCUUAUAGGUGAUAGGAUCUAGUACACUCUCAGCUGUUAAACUGGGCAUUUACAGGUGUACCUUCGCCAUGAUUGUCCAAGUUUUCACAGGAAUUGUUGUUAUAUACUUAUUUUCUCGUCUGAUUAAAUUUGGACGACAGUACAGCAAAUGGCUUCAUCUGACCUCCAAAAUUACCCCCCUGGGAAAGAUCCACCCAUUUUGGGGACACCUGAACUUGUUUGAGAACAUGCAAGGAUACAUAAGAGCUGUUCAAGAUGCAGAAGAAAGAAGCAGAAUUAAACUCUACCAUGGCUGGAUUAUGUUCUUCUAUCCUUUGUUCGGUAUUUGUCACCCAGAAACAGCGAAGACUAUCCUUAAAUCCUCAGAACCCAAACCCAGACACACCACCGGCGGAUCUUACAGGUUCCUGCUGCCGUGGCUAGGCGAUGGCUUGCUGUUGUCUGAAGGUCGGAAGUGGGAAAGAAAUCGUCGUCUGCUGACGCCUGCCUUCCAUUUUGACAUACUCAAACCGUAUGUCCAGAUCUACAAUGACGUCGCUUGCGUUUUCUUGGAAAAAUUCCAAAGCGCCUGCGACUCAAAACAAAGCAUAGAAAUUUACAGUUUGGUGUCACUGGCGACUCUAGACACCAUGUUACGGUGCUCUCUCUCAUAUUGUGGACGUGUGCAGGAAAUGGGAAAAAAUCACCCUUAUGUGGAUGCAGUCCAUAAGUUAGCCAAUCUUACUAUUAAACGCAUGUUAUCACCAUGGCUGUUUCCCGAUUUUAUUUAUGGUUUAACGCCUAGUGGAAGGGAGAAUAAAACAUUAACCAACUAUGUCCACCAAUUUGCAGAUGAAAUUAUUGAAUCCAGACGCGAAGCACUGAGAGCUAAUCCAGAUUUGAUAACAAAGCAUCGUAAAGAUUUCCUUGAUAUUCUUAUCACAGCCAGAGACGAAAGUGGCAGGGGUCUCACAGCAGAGGAAAUCCGGGCUGAGGUCGAUACGUUUCUUUUUGAAGGACACGAUACAACAGCAUCAGCCAUUAGCUGGGCAAUUUACUCCUUGGCUAAAUACCCAGAAAUACAAGAAAAGGUUUGUCAGGAACUCGUGGAAGUCUUGGGGGAACGUCAACAACUAGAAUGGGAAGAUUUAAAUGAACUGAAGUACAUGUCGAUGUUCCUACGGGAGGUCAUGAGGAUGCACUCCCCUGUACCAGCAAUAGCUAGACAUCUUACAAAGCCGGUAGUAAUUGAAGGAGUGGAAAUCCCAGCUGGUUUUGUAAUAGAUAUUCUCAUACACGCAGUUAAUCACCACCCAGACGUCUGGCCUGAUCAUAUGGAAUUCAAGCCCGAAAGAUUUGAAGAUGAGGCAAAGCUGUCACGUGAUCCUUUCAGUUAUUUUCCAUUUUCUGCAGGUCCAAGGAACUGCAUCGGACAAAAUUUCGCUAUGAAUGAACAGAAGGUUAUGAUUGGGUCGUUACUAAAGAGAUUCAAAGUGAGUUUAGUAGAAGGUCACGUGUAUGAGGAAUUCCCGGAUGUGGUGAUGCGAUCUAGAUAUGGCAUCAAGAUUAAUGUAGAAGAGAGGAAGUAGAUGACAGUUGACACCUGUUGAUUUAUCAAUGAUGAAAGCAUAAUUUCUAUACUUUAUAAUUAAACAAUAAAAUGCU
Messenger RNA from Ostrea edulis (European flat oyster), 1908 nucleotides. RefSeq names its product cytochrome P450 4F2-like. Gene Ontology annotation, molecular function: monooxygenase activity; oxidoreductase activity, acting on paired donors, with incorporation or reduction of molecular oxygen; iron ion binding. NCBI's taxonomy places the organism in Eukaryota, Metazoa, Mollusca, Bivalvia, Ostreida, Ostreidae. Bases 333 to 1832 code for a protein of 499 amino acids. The record is from RefSeq and is a predicted model, not a curated record. The transcript has 12 exons.